Molecule: messenger RNA, 529 nt
Organism: Ochlerotatus camptorhynchus
Lineage: Eukaryota; Metazoa; Arthropoda; Insecta; Diptera; Culicidae
Gene: osi
Product: orsai
Exons: 2
Coding region: 68-316 (82 amino acids)
Biological process (GO): respiratory electron transport chain
Cellular component (GO): mitochondrion
Source: RefSeq, a predicted model, not a curated record
AUCGACGGUCGCAAACAAUAAUCACUCUUGCAGGUUCCAAGUUGCGUUCUCAGUUCUCUAAAUAGCCAUGUCCAGCACUCGGAAACAGGUAUUAGACCUCUACAAGCGGCUCCAGUACCUGGGCCGCGACUAUCCCGGUGGGCCGGAAAUGUUCCGGAAAAAGUGCUACAACGCAUUCAAACGGCAAAGCACGGAAACCGACCCGCAGAAGAUCGAGAAGGCCAUCAGUCUGGGCGAGUACGUACAGAAGGAGAUCGAAGCGCUGUAUAGCUUGAAGAAGUAUCGCGCCAUGAAGAAGAGAUACUACGACAACUAAUCGUUGUUGACAGAUAAGCAGCUCAUCGAAUUUAAGAGAGUGAAUUUUUAUAUUAAGGGGUAUUCACACAGCGGAUCCUAAACGUACACGCCCUCCGUAAAUGCGUAAUCUUCCAUGUAUGUUAUGUAGUGAAUACCCCUAUUUUAUUUACAGAAUUUGUUAGGAUGUAAACUUUUGUAAAAGUGUGACUGAAGAUGAUUUUGUAUAUUUAGC